This is a messenger RNA of Drosophila albomicans, 960 nucleotides long. RefSeq lists its product as uncharacterized. Lineage: Eukaryota; Metazoa; Arthropoda; Insecta; Diptera; Drosophilidae. The transcript has 3 exons. The record is from RefSeq and is a predicted model, not a curated record. The coding region runs from base 1 to 960 and encodes 319 amino acids.
AUGAACUAUGUCAACCGGAAAGGAGAACACGUUCAUGCUGGUUAUAUGUAUGCCGUUAUGUUGGAGUUCAUAAGGCGUCACAAUGGCACAUUGAAGAUCUUGACUCAAACAGAUAAAUUGGGUAUUGUUCACGUCGCUGAGGUCAUGAUUGCAGCAAAACAAAUUGAUUUCGCCUGCUAUCCCAAGGAGCCCAAGUGGAAUUUGUCGGGCACGGCGCCGUUGUUUCUUCUGAAAGACUAUAUUGCAGUGCCACAUGCUCAACCCAUUGCCAGCUAUUGGUACUUUGCUCAGCCCUUCACCUGGACAACUUGGCUGGCUGUGAUAGCCUCGGUUAUAUACGGCAUGUUAAUGCUCUUCGGAUCGCACAGAUCGGAGUUUGGACUACACUUCCUCAGCAGUUGGUGUCAUCUAUUGUAUCUACCUCAUCCACGAAGUACGAUCAGAAAUUGGCAGCAGUGUGUGAUACAAAUCAUUCUGAUUCUCAGUGGAUUUAUAUUAACCAACACGUAUCUGACGAUGUUGUCGAGCAUGCUAACAUCUGGAUUAUUUGAGCCCCAGGUUAACACUUUGCAAGAGUUGCUGCAUACUCCUUAUCGCUUGAUAACAUCCGCCUACUAUGUACAAUACUUUAAAAAUGCAUCUUCGGUUCCAGAUGAACUAGUAGACAAUGCUUAUAUUGCUUCUACAGAAGAGAUUGACAGAGUUCGAGCUGGGCUGAAUACUAGCUUCCUGUACAUUGCUUAUGGGGACCGCAUGGAUUUUGCCUCAUCUUUGCCAUAUCUAAACAUGUUGAAUACCUAUUUGCAACGCAUCUAUGACAGUGGAAUUUUUAUGAAGAUGAUGCGUGAUUCCUCGAGAGAUACAAUUGAUAGUGGAAUACACAAGUUAUUUAGAGAUGAUGGAUUCGAGAGUACAAAUUACGACAUAUCAACGAGUUUAUUAACAGAUGGCGAUUACUAG